Messenger RNA from Mauremys reevesii (Reeves's turtle), 3023 nucleotides. Its product is annotated as F-box only protein 17-like. Lineage: Eukaryota; Metazoa; Chordata; Testudines; Geoemydidae. The transcript is spliced from 5 exons. Gene Ontology annotation, biological process: SCF-dependent proteasomal ubiquitin-dependent protein catabolic process; glycoprotein catabolic process. Gene Ontology annotation, cellular component: cytoplasm; SCF ubiquitin ligase complex. Gene Ontology annotation, molecular function: ubiquitin protein ligase activity; protein binding. The record is from RefSeq and is a predicted model, not a curated record. Bases 226 to 1050 code for a protein of 274 amino acids.
AGCCAGUGCCAGACCCAGCAGCGGGGCUGGGCGGGGAACCCGGAGCUGGGGGCGUUUCCCGCAGCCUGUUUCAGGCGCCCCCUGGCUUGCAAGGGGCGGGAUCCGGUGCUCGCUUUGCAGCCGUGUGAACGAGGCCGGGGCGGCUCCAGGGCGGGGCCGGGAUCACAUGAGCGGAUGCGACGAGGAAAGUAGCGGGGCCUCAGCGAGCCCGGCCGCCCCCCGGCCAUGGGGCAGGGGGAGAGCCGGGCCCCCCCGGUCAUGCUGGUGCAGUGGGCGCCCGCGUCUGCCCCGGCCGCGCUGGACCUGAACCCGCUCCCGGACGAGCUGCUGGCGCUGAUCCUGAGCUGGGUCCCGGGCCGCGCCCUGCUGACCCGCUGCCGGCCGGUGUGUCGCCGCUGGCGGGACCUCAUCGACGGGCCCACGGUCUGGCGGCUGCAGGGCGAGAGGCGGCCGGGCUUGGGGGCCACCCUGGCGGCCGCCCGCCUCUGCCCCCCGCCGCGGUGGAGCCGGAUCUGCCUCCUGGAGCCCUUCGGGCGCAACCUGCUCCGGAACCCCUGCGGGCAGGAUCAGUUCUCUCACUGGCAGGUGGAGCGUGGGGGCCAUGGCUGGCAGGUGGAAGAGAACGGAUGCCCGGUCGAGGGCGCCCCGGCCCAGACCUGCUUCACCACAUCCUUUGAGUGGUGCAUCAAAUCGCAGCUCGUAGAUCUUCUAAAGGAGGGGUUGUGGGAAAAACUGCUGGAUACCUACCAACCGGAAAUCUACAUCUCCGAUUGGUGGGGCACCCAGCGAAAUGGUGGCUGUGAAUACUCCAUCUGUGUCAAGCUCCUGGCUGCCAACAGAAGAACUGUAAUUGCUGAAUUCCAGGCCAACUCUGAUGCCAUACAACAGUGGAACGACGCGCAGUAUCACCAGGUGUCCUACCGGUUCAGGAAGUACGGCCGCGGAGUGCGGUAUGUGCAUUUCCUCCACAAAGGGAAGGACACUCAUUUCAGGCCGGGACACUAUGGCGCACGGAUCACCAACUCCACUGUCAUGGUGAAACUCAGCUGAGAGCCAGGAGCGGGUCUCCAUGAAUCUCUCAUGUGAGCCGGAAUGAUGAUCUUCAUUUGCCUCCGCGAGCUCCUCUCCUGUCCUAGAACAAAUCAGGGGGAUGCGUCUCUUUGAAAUAAUAUGCCCCUUUGCCUGAGGAGCUUUUUCAGUCCGUUCUUUCUGGCCAGGCUCAUCCCACGCAGGACCAAAGAGCACCGUGGCGAAUCUUUAGGUUCCUAGUGCCUGACUUGGGUCAGUGUGAACCUGCCGCUGCAUUGCAGAAGCAACAAGUCUUUAAAGAUGGAAACAACUCGGCUUGUUCCCCUAUUUGGGGACAUUGGGAUUGUGUCAUCAGAGCGUAAAGGGGUUUAAUCAAAACCCAAACUACUAUUUUUUUACCACCAUGAUGAGGAAUUUUCAGAUGGUCUCUGCCACGUUUCCGUUAGGAAGCUGCAGAGAGGUGGAUUGGGAGCUCACUGCGUGUUCUGUUAACGGGAGAGUUUUUUCUGCCAGCUGAUGCCUGUGGUGCUGCCUGUCUGAUGUGAAUCCAGAUUCACAAGCACGUGAGCAAAAUACACCCCUCCCCUGUGCUAAUUAGAUUGCAAUAUUCUGGGGAAGGGGGAUUAGAACCCAGCUCCUGCAAGGUUUGGGUAGUGCAGUGCUCAGGAGAAUACCAUACCGGGCAGCCCUUAGACAAACAUAAAUAGCCACUUGUUGAUUGUCCAGGAGUUUAUGGGGAACAUAAUCUUCAGGUCUGUUCUCACUGCACUUGGAUCCCAACAAAGCCAGUGGUCCUGGUAGACACUCAGACCUUUUGCUGACAUAAACCAAGGGUCGGAUUCUGAAGUGUGUAAAUCUGGAAAGACUCCAGUGGAGUGACUCCAGAUUCACCCAGGUCUACAUGAGACCAGAACCGGGGCCUAGCAGUGCUUUGGUGCAGUUCCCUCCCCAUUUCAGGGGGGGCGAUGUGGGCGUAAGGCAAAGUCCACUCUUGUACUAACGCAUGAUCCCGGGGCAUGGGCAGGGGUUUAUAGGCGGAGCCGCAGAGCCCACUCCCAGCAGGGGUUGAUUCGCAAGACCUUUCUAGGGGACUGGGGUCUAAUUUCUGACACGUGGCUCAGCGACAGCCUUCAGUGCAUCAGCUGGUCCUGCGUGCACUCAUCAGGAUGGGUCUUAGCCCUACUCAUAAAGACAGGCCAGAAGUCGGAUGGUAUCAACCAAUGUCCUGCCAUUGGUGUCUUUGCUCUCUUACACCAGCAGGGGAUACCGUCCCGGUGAUUGGAGGCGUGAUGCUGGGGGAUCUGGUGCUUUGUGUUAUCUGUGUCAAAAAAAGCCCAAAUUCUGCCCCCAUUGAAGUCCAAGGCUCUGAUUCUCCUACUGCUCAAAUGGUUGAGUGAAGAAAGAGGCCUGCUGACUCCAAUGGACUUGGGCCUGAUUUAAACCGGAGAGAACGAGAAGGCACAUUCAAGUUAAUUUAGAUUUGCUUUUUCCCUGGUUAUGGGGGGAGGGAGGAUUAUUAAAGCCCCAGCUUCCUUAGCCAUGGGGUGAUGGGAGAACCUAGCGAGGCCCAAGAAAUCAGUCAUUGGAGAAGCACCGAGGGAUGGACCCACCUCAGGGAUUCCACGCAGGAGGGGAUGGGGCGCAGGCAGGCGGAGACGUCGGCUUGACCUGACCGGCUCGGUUAUCCAGAGGUUGGUGUCACAACAUUAGAGCAGGUCAUGAGAAGGGAGGGAAGGGGAAGGAACAUCUAGUGCUUCUAAGGUCAGGGCGCUGUGUUAGAGCGUGGGGGGAAAUGAGGCAGGACUCCUGGGUUCUCUCCCCAGCUCUGGAAGGGGAGUGGGGUCUAGUGGGAGGGAACACCUGGGUUCCAUCUCUAGCUUUGGGAGCUUUCUACCCCCCUGUGGCAUUCCCACGCAGGGCAGCAGCUGGACUGCAGACACCUUGGGGCAUGGCCCAGCUCCAGGCUUGUGCUCUGCAAAUUGCUGAGCACCAGU